GAAAGUGUUGAUGUUUUCUUCCUCAUGGAUUUUUUGGUAUUAAUUUUGAUUUUAAGAAUUGUUGCAUUAAACUAUUAUAUGUUUUGAUUACUGCUUCAUUCUAAUGCCUCAUCCUAGUCCUGGCGCUGGCUUAAGCAAGUUUGAAUGCAGGUGUAAGGUGUAAGGAAGGAGGGAAGAAAGAGACAAUAAAUGCUGUGCUCUAAUUGAACUCUCAGGAUCCUGUCCAUUUUGUUUACAAAAAUUGUUUUCUUCUUACUUCUUUAAUUCUUCAGACCUCCUGGUCUUUGAAAAAGAUGUCUGGUUUCAGCAUUCCAAACUAAUCAUAUUGAAAGCUGUGUUGUGUUCUUUACAUCUACUAAACCUACCAGAUAGGUAUUAUUUUCCUCAUUUUGUAUGUGAAAUAAACAAAGAUGGAGAGAGCUUAAAUGACUUGCUAAGGACACACAGCUGGUGGAGUGGAUGAAUUGGUAUUUCUGCCAAACCAGACCUCAGAACCUGUGGGGAAAAUGCUACCUCUGUCUUCUGAGUAGUGGGUGAGCCAUUGUGGUGGAACCUUGGAGAAAUAAGAGACAGAAGAUAUUUGCAUUAUGAUGUCAUAGAGGCCAUGGGGCCCCAUGGAAACAGAAACAAGCAAAGAUACUGGAGCCCUGGGCUCUGGGCUGGGACCCAGGGGAGAUAGAGUAUUAGGGUGCCCCAGAGGAGGUCACUGGGCCAUUCCAGUCUUGUGCUGGGGGUGGACCUUUUCUGUCUGUGGAGGACAUUUCCCAGAAAUUAACACAAAGGAUGGAAUUAACAACGGGGCUCUGGUCAGUCCUGUAGGGUGAGUUGGCUGGGCCUCCUGUGACUUUGAACAUCUGUCAGCUCAGUGACCUAGCUGGGAACAAGUUUGGACCAGACUACAAAGCCAUAACAAGGCUGGAGAUGAGGAACCCCUGGCCCUGAGCAGGGACAGGUUGUCUGUGGCUGGCCUGUAUGACCAGAACAGACUCAGAAACUCAGGUUUCAGGCAGGUGAACUAGGCUGCCUACUCUGCUUGUUCAGAGCUACUGGGCUCUGGAUCUCAUUUCCCAGAAGAGACGGCAGCUCUGGGCCAAUCAUCUCCCCUCUGCUGAAUGCCUGCCUUAGGCCCAAUCGAAGAACAGGAUGGUACCAGAGAAGGAGGACAAUGGUAUUUAUCCUGCUUACCUUAGAGACCAAAUAAGAAAGAAAGCAUGGAAGCUGCCUGGAAUGGUACAAAAUUCCAUAUAAGGUAAAAACCACCCAUUGAGGCCCAGCUAAAGUUUCACUACUUUCCUAAAGCUUUUGCCUUCCUUUAAUCCAGACGCCAGAAUUUGCUCCACUGCUCAAGCUUGUGGCUCAAUUAUGCAUGAGGCGCAACAUAUGAAAGCCAGCUACGUGUCAUGUGCCUGAGCCAGGCCAGCACCAGCCCACUGUUUUGAGGGGCCUGUGGAGCCUCAGACACAGCCUUGGAAGGAAGUAAUCCACAUACCAUGCACUUCAGAAGCUGUUGUUCGAGCCAAGUAUUUUCUACUUUCAAGAACGCAGAUAAUGCUGAAACAGAAAGGAUCUUCUGAGAGUAUUCAACCUAGAUUUUCUCUAAAGUGUUAUCGGGAAAACUUCCAUAUCGGCAUCCUCUGUAGAGCUUGAUUAAAAUGCAGAUUAUACAGACCCCUCCCCCCAUGCCCACUGAAUCAUGCUCUCCAGGGAUGGGGCCCAAGAAACUUCACGUUAAACUCCUGAGAAUCUCUACCAAAUGUUGGAGCUCUGUGUGAUCAGUCACACGAUAUUCACAAGGAUAUUGGCAUUCUCUAUGAAGAGGCAACAUUGAGUCAUGUACAACAAUUUUUGGCAUGUCUCCAAUUCAGCUCUCAGCAUCCCCUAGUGUCUUCUUGAUGGCUAACAGCUUUGGCUACUUGGUCUUGACACUGCUUCUCUGAUCACAGAGCAAAUCCACUGUUUGUCCAUUCAUCUCCAAUACUGGUACUCCAUUCUACUCAUUCCCACUUGAUUCCAGGAAAUAUAAUGGAGAAGUACAUGGAAUCUCCACCUACCUUGCAGGCUGAGCCUUCCUUUCCUCAGGCAGAGAAUCUGACUCUGCAACCACAAAUGCAGCAUCCAACCAAGGAGAACUCUGCUCUGAAAGACCAAGGUAUGCCUGCCCUGGCCACCCCAGCGAUGACUGUACCCUGCUCAUUUGAGCAUCUCACCAAGAUUCAUGAUGACCCUGCCAGUCUUGCAGGAUUCCUUGCUCAGGUGACUACCUACUUGACAGAUCUACAGCUCUCCAAUCCUUCAGAUGAUGCUCGGGUCAAACUCUUUUUUGGCUACCUAUCUCAGCAGUUGGGAAGUUGUGGGGCCAUAUCUAGGCCUGACCAGAGCACUUUGCUAAAGCAAUAUGAGAACUUUGUUCUUGAGUUCCAGCAGUCAUUUGGUGAAUCCAAAAAACAGGAAAUGAACCCUUUGAUGAAUACUAAGGUUGACAAAGGGGACAACUCCUCUCAACAGGACAUUACUACUUUCCAGCUUUUUGCUCAAAAUCUAAGCUGUCAUGAAACCAAUCAGAGUUGUCAUUUCAAAGAGGGACUAGAUGACUCCAUCCAGGAUGAAGAGAGUGUCACAGAUAUGAUGGACAAUCUCCCAGACCUAAUCACUGAGUGCAUUCAGUUGGACAAGAAACAUAGUGACAGGCCAGAGCUCCUACAGUCGGAGACUCAGCUCCCCAUGUUGGCUUCCCUGAUCCAGAAUCCAGCCCUCUCCAGCUCCACAGGUCCUCCACCCAAGGAAGAGCCUAUACAGCUGCGGGGAAGCCAGCCACCUCUCACUCCAGCCAAACGAGCUCGCCAGCAAGAAACUCAGCUAUGCCUCUACUGCAGCCAGGCUGAUCACUUUACAAGAGAUUGCUUUGCCAAACGUUCUCGAGCCCCAGCAAGGACAAAUAACACAACUCACCAGUAAGAAGAUCCCUGGAAAGUCACUUUGUAAACUUACAUGCCUCUCACCUCUCGCCUUACUAAUUUAUAUCCUGCAGUAACUUUUAAAAUACAGGUGAGGGAAUGUAAUAUCACUUUGUAGGUAGUCAUGAACUGAUGUACAUCAGGGAAUUUGAAUGACAAGAUCUUGUUCAUUGGCAACUGACGCCUCACCAAACCUGACCCAAUGAUGAAAACAAUUUACAGACACUUUCUCCAGUUUGUUCCAAUUCCCCAAGAGUACUGAAAGCCUUCUGGCAAAACUUUGUCCAAUCUCAGCCAAUGAAAAUGACUCUAGCAGUGCAUUGGGAAUGCCAUCUUCACCAAUGAGUUCGAUCUGGGUUGAGUUUGUUGGCCCAAGUCCUGUAUCUUGUGUGUCUAGGAUUGGGCCCAAACCUUUUACCCUCACUCUCAUUGGUCUGUAUCCUGUUGGUUUAGGAUCUUUGGCUAAAGUCCUAAUUGGAUUCCCGUAUCCUGCUAGUAUUCUCCUAGAGUCUGGAUCAUGCUCCACCUAUUGACUGGCUCUAGCUUCAACACAAAGCAACUUUCCUGGAACCACAACUCUGUCACCCUUCUAUACAGCUAUGUAUUCUGUCGCCAUCUAAAGACUACUGCUUGCCUAACAAACUAAGCCUCUUGGCUAUUAACAAACCAGAUUGUAUGACCAUUUGAACAAUCUGUUUAGAACUGUUGGUCCCCUUCUUUGAGGGCCAGCCCUUCAGGCAUGUACAUGCUUUUAGCCAAGCCCUACCAAUUCCAGCUUACUCCCCUCUUCCCCGACAACCCUACUUGAGGUUCAAACAUGUCUUAUGGCCAAGUCAAAAUGUUCUAGAAUAAUGACCUCUGAAAUAUAUUUAGUAAGAAUA
Messenger RNA from Microcebus murinus (gray mouse lemur), 3835 nucleotides. The record is from RefSeq and is a predicted model, not a curated record. NCBI's taxonomy places the organism in Eukaryota, Metazoa, Chordata, Mammalia, Primates, Cheirogaleidae.